GCGGGGGUGAAGUGAGAGGUUACCGGGACUCUGGGCGGAGGGGUCUCGGUGACUCUUGUUGCCCCUUCCCGCGACUGAACCUUGGGAGCCAUGGUGAACUUGGGCCUCUCCGGAGCCGCCGCCGCCGCUGCCGCCACCGCCGCAACCGUCUCUCAAGAGUGAGGGGUGCGGACGAGGUGAGCGAGGAGGCGGCGGCCGGGGCGGUGGGGACAGCAGCCACCAUGUCGGAUACGCGGCGGCGAGUGAAGGUCUAUACCCUCAACGAAGACCGUCAAUGGGACGACCGAGGCACCGGGCAUGUCUCCUCCACUUAUGUGGAGGAGCUCAAGGGGAUGUCGCUGCUGGUUCGGGCUGAGUCCGACGGAUCACUACUCUUGGAAUCAAAGAUAAAUCCAAACACUGCAUAUCAGAAACAACAGGAUACAUUAAUUGUUUGGUCGGAAGCUGAGAACUAUGAUCUGGCUCUAAGUUUUCAGGAAAAAGCUGGCUGCGAUGAGAUUUGGGAAAAAAUUUGUCAGGUUCAAGGUAAGGAUCCAUCAGUGGAAGUCACACAGGACCUCAUUGAUGAAUCAGAAGAAGAACGAUUUGAAGAAAUGCCUGAAACCAGUCAUCUGAUUGACCUGCCCACAUGUGAACUCAGUAAACUUGAAGAGAUUGCUGACUUAGUUACCUCAGUUCUCUCCUCACCUAUCCGUAGGGAAAAGCUGGCUCUGGCCUUGGAAAAUGAAGGCUAUAUUAAAAAACUACUGCAGCUGUUCCAAGCUUGUGAGAAUCUAGAAAACACUGAAGGCUUACACCAUUUGUAUGAAAUUAUUAGAGGAAUCUUAUUCCUAAAUAAGGCAACUCUGUUUGAAGUAAUGUUUUCUGAUGAGUGUAUCAUGGAUGUUGUGGGAUGCCUUGAAUAUGACCCUGCUUUGGCUCAGCCAAAAAGGCAUAGAGAAUUCUUGACCAAAACUGCAAAGUUUAAGGAAGUUAUACCAAUAACAGACUCUGAACUAAGGCAAAAAAUACAUCAGACUUACAGGGUACAGUACAUUCAGGACAUCAUUUUGCCUACGCCAUCCGUUUUUGAAGAGAAUUUUCUUUCUACUCUUACGUCUUUUAUUUUCUUCAACAAAGUUGAGAUAGUCAGCAUGUUGCAGGAAGAUGAGAAGUUUUUGUCUGAAGUUUUUGCACAGUUAACAGAUGAGGCUACAGAUGAUGAUAAACGGCGUGAAUUGGUUAACUUUUUCAAGGAAUUUUGUGCAUUUUCUCAGACAUUACAACCUCAAAACAGGGAUGCAUUUUUCAAAACUUUGGCAAAGUUGGGAAUUCUUCCUGCUCUUGAAAUUGUAAUGGGCAUGGAUGAUUUGCAAGUCAGAUCAGCAGCUACAGAUAUAUUUUCUUAUCUAGUAGAGUUUAGUCCAUCCAUGGUCCGAGAAUUUGUAAUGCAAGAAGCCCAGCAGAGUGAUGAUGAUAUCCUUCUCAUUAAUGUAGUGAUUGAACAAAUGAUCUGUGAUACUGAUCCUGAGCUAGGAGGUGCUGUUCAGUUAAUGGGACUUCUUCGUACUCUAAUUGAUCCAGAGAACAUGCUGGCUACAACUAAUAAAACUGAAAAAAGUGAAUUUCUAAAUUUCUUCUACAACCAUUGUAUGCAUGUUCUCACAGCACCGCUUUUGACCAAUACUUCAGAAGACAAGUGUGAAAAGGAUUUUAAAAUAAAACACUUUCAGCAUAUUGUUAGUUUCCUGUGCACCACUUCACAUUCUCACUUCACCCCCUUUAACUUUUUUUUAUUAGAUAAUAUAGUUGGAUCUAACAAAAACAGCACGAUUUGCCCUGAUAAUUAUCAAACAGCACAGCUGCUUGCCUUAAUUUUAGAACUACUCACAUUUUGUGUGGAACAUCACACAUAUCACAUAAAAAACUAUAUUAUGAACAAGGACUUGCUAAGAAGAGUCUUGGUCCUGAUGAAUUCAAAGCACACUUUCCUGGCCUUGUGUGCUCUUCGUUUUAUGAGGCGGAUAAUUGGCCUUAAAGAUGAAUUUUAUAAUCGUUACAUUACGAAGGGAAAUCUUUUUGAGCCAGUUAUAAAUGCUCUUCUGGAUAAUGGAACUCGGUACAAUCUGUUGAAUUCAGCUGUUAUUGAGUUAUUUGAAUUUAUAAGAGUGGAAGAUAUCAAGUCUCUUACUGCACAUAUAGUUGAAAACUUUUAUAAAGCACUUGAAUCAAUUGAAUAUGUUCAGACAUUCAAAGGAUUGAAGACUAAAUAUGAGCAAGAAAAAGACAGACAAAAUCAGAAACUGAACAGUGUACCAUCUAUAUUGCGUAGUAACAGAUUUCGCAGAGAUGCAAAAGCCUUGGAGGAGGAUGAAGAAAUGUGGUUUAAUGAAGAUGAAGAGGAGGAAGGAAAAGCAGUUGUGGCACCAGUAGAAAAAUCUAAGCCAGAAGAUGAUUUUCCAGAUACUUACGAAAAAUUUAUGGAGAAUAAAAAAGCAAAAGAAAGUGAAGACAAGGAAAACCUUCCCAAAAGGACAUCAUCUAGUGGCUUCAAAUUUACCUUCUCCCACUCUGCCAGUGCUGCUAAUGGAACAAACAGUAAAUCUGUAGUGGCUCAGACACCACCAGCAAGUUCUAAUGGAUCCUCUUCCAAAACUACAAACUUGGCCACAUCAGUAGCAGCCACCAAGGGAAGUUUGGUGGGUUUAGUGGAUUAUCCAGAUGAUGAAGAGGAAGACGAAGAAGAAGAAACAGCUCCCAGGAAAAGACCUCGUCUUGGCUCAUAAAAUAUUUAGUGAGGACCCUCAACGCGUGGUCUUACUAAAAUGCUGCAGCUGUUCAAUGAGCUGAAAAUCUGAAUCAGAAAGCUUUCUCACUUGAACUUAUAAAUAUACAAGGAGUAGCAAAAGAUACUCAGUAUAUCAGCUAGGAGAGUUUAGUUCUGUAAAAAACCAGGCUUCCCAGGAACUUGACUGCUUGCUAGUAAUUAAGGGGUUUGCCUUUCAGGCUGUCAAAAAAAAAAAAAAAAAAAAAAAGUUAGUAACCAGAACCUGGGAGAUAGCUUCUUCAUGAGGAGACUCUCAGGUUUGGGGAUGGCUUGGGGGAGGGAACAAGGUUGAUAAAACAAUAUUAAAUGCAGGGUUGCUCCAGGGGGGUAUCUGAUCUAGAAACAAUUACAAAACUUUAGUUACAAACCCAAUAACAUUACUUGUAUAAUGGUGCUGGCCAUGUUGUUCUUUUAAUCAGUUGCCUCUUUUUAAAAAAAUUUUUUAUGAAAACCAAAUUUACCUAUCGUAAAAAUGAAGUUAUGCUUUUGGGACCAUUUUUUGAAGAUUUAACAGAAAUUCAGCCUAAUAGGUAGUUAGAGGGAAGUACACUCUGUGUUACAGUACAUGUUGAGUUUUCUACACCAGAAAUUUUCAGUAUGUAUUUUGAUGAAAACAAACAAGCUGGAUUCAAAAUGGACAGUCUUGUUAAUAUAACUUUACAGCACUCUUAGAGAUAACUGAUGCCAAGAAUCAGUACAUUAGUAUUUUGAAAUGAUUUUCUCUAGAAACUUGGGAGUGGAUUGAACAGAAUGUUUCCAAGUGUCUCCCAGUAGUACGUACAAUCUUUUAUGCAAGAUACUUUGAAGUCACUUUCUGCUUUGUUCAUAAAGUUGUCUCUCUCUCUAGAGCUGCAAGCAAGUUUUAAAGUAUAAUUUAUAAAGACUCACAUACAAAGACUAGUGCUGAAUUAAGUGGCAUUUAAUAUCUAGAGGCCAUUUUGAUCCAAGAAGUUACUUCAGUAUCAAAGUCAGUAUGCAGCACAUGAAGUUUUCCCAUAAACAAACAAGGGUGUAAUAUGAAAGCUGCUUUUUUUAAAGAGUAAAAGCACAUUCCAUGUACGUAAAUGAAUUUAAAAUAAGUUGAGGCAAACAGUUAAGAGGUUUUAUUUUUAGAACAGCAAGUUAACUGUAAAUAUUUUUAAUGUUUGUUUGCUCAUCUAUGAUCUGAGAUCAUGCUGAAGUGAGAAAAACAUCCUCCAAACUACAAUUUAAUGCAUUGGGAAAAAAAAAAAACUAAAAAACAGGAAUCCCAGCUACAGUCUUCAGAUCACCCUUGUAAUGUGUUAUGGGUCCAUUUUUCCUGGAAUAGCUUAAACUGAAGCAGUUUCCCCUGUUUUGGAGAUUUUGUAGUUAAUUUUAAUUUUGGCUAUUGUUUGGAAAAGAUGGGCUGUCUGUGUAGAUAUGAAGUAUAGUUUUUCCAUAAAACAGAUGUUUAUUUUGUAUUAAAAAUACCACUGUACUUGUUUUACACCAUUUGUAUACAUGUGGUGAUAUUAAUGCUGAACUGUAAAAUUCAGGAAUUAAAAUGUGACCCUGUAAUUCUAUGAUUGUUGCUUUUGUUUGGUUUGUUGUAAAUAUAAGUUAUCUCCAUUUUGAGAUUUGUUCCAUUUUAUAGUAUCUUUUAAAAGCCAAUAAAUUAUCCAUAGAUAUUUAUUAUAAACCACUAAGUCCUACACCAGUCUGAAUGAAGUAAUAAUAAGCAAACGAAGGUUGACUGCACUUUAAGAAUUAUUGAUUGUACUUACAGAAGGUGUGCCUUGGGCAAAUGAAGUCUCAACACCAAAACAUCACAGCAUGGGGCUAGUCUCACCUCUUUGAUUAAAAGUACAUAUAAUGAAAAAGACCUCCCACUUUAUAAGGCAAGUGCCUCAGGAUACCCUAAUUUAAACCAAGAUCAGUAAAGUUACCAUCUGAAUACAGUUUUUUUCAAGCAAGUCUGUGAAGCCCCUUUCACUCUUCUUAGCUCUUAAUUUCUUCUUGUCAUCUAAGAAGCCCAGGCCUAAAGCAUUUCCCUAUUUACUCUUGACUCUUCCUGAUUAAGUAAUUUUAAAGUUCCAGUAGGAAGUAUUAUCUUUAUACCUUAUGAAGAGUUUAAUUUUCCUUUCUGAAGAAUUGCCAGGAGUCAAACAUUUAAAUCAUCAUCAUCUAGGAACCUUUCUUACCGCAGAAAUGUGUUUUGUUGACUUACAGGAUAACAGUUUUCAUGGUACAUAUGCUCACCCACAAUGAUAUAAAAACAGGGCUUAAAAUAUCCCUUGAAAGAAUAACUAUUAAGUUUCCACAUGUUAGCUGCUGUCUUAAUGACUACCCUCAGGCAGAUCAGGAUUUUUAUAUCUCUAUCAUCACUCAGUGAACCAAGCCAGAGCCCACAUUUGUAUGCCUGAGGUUCUCUUAAAAUUAUAUCUGUAAACAUGU
Messenger RNA from Neomonachus schauinslandi (Hawaiian monk seal), 5221 nucleotides. It is a transcript of the gene PPP4R3B, whose product is annotated as protein phosphatase 4 regulatory subunit 3B. NCBI's taxonomy places the organism in Eukaryota, Metazoa, Chordata, Mammalia, Carnivora, Phocidae. Gene Ontology annotation, cellular component: nucleoplasm; protein phosphatase 4 complex. Gene Ontology annotation, biological process: protein dephosphorylation; DNA damage response. Gene Ontology annotation, molecular function: protein phosphatase activator activity. Bases 222 to 2765 code for a protein of 847 amino acids. The record is from RefSeq and is a predicted model, not a curated record. The transcript has 18 exons.